AUGAGACGCCUCCAGGCUGCCGAGCCUCUGUCGCUCGUACCCCGCGCGGCGCGGCCUCUCCUGGCCGGGGUCUUCUCGUCACCCGUCUCCGCUCCUCCUCUCUCUCCGCUUCGCCGCGCGCAGGAGAAAGGCAGCGGCGGAGAAGAUGCCCCCUCGCGCUUUCCUCAGCGGAGGCCUCGUGGCGCGCCGACGCGACAGCCACGUGAGGGCGCUGAAGUAGCGGAGGACGGAGACGAACGACCAGCUCCUGCCGAGGGGCGGACGCCGAACGAAGUGGGAAGAGAAGGCGCGCCUGAGGGAGAAGAAGGAACGCAUCUCGAGGCCCUUUUCUCUCGCCGGGGUUGGCUUUCUUCUUCCUCUUGCGCGCCUCGUUCUUCGGCCUCACGGCGUCAAGCCCGCACACGACGGUGCGACGCUACUUCUGCCGCGGGGCACCCCGGUGCGCCUUCUUGGAUCUUCUUCCUUCCUCGUUCACCCUCUGCCUGGGGUUAUGCUUCCUUGCCGUCUGCAUGCCGGUUUCGCGCGGCUUCCACCCCUUCGUCUUCCUCUCUCGCGGCUUCCUUCGGCUCUGCGGCCGUUCUCUGCUCGCUGCGCCAUCCUCUCUCCGCUCUCGGCUCGGCUUCGUCUGCGGCGCUCCCUCUGUUAGCUCUUUCCGCCCUCGAAAACGCGCCGCUCCACGCGCGGUCGCUCGUCUCGCUGUCCGGCUCGCGGCGGGCGUCACGCCCCCUGCGGGCCGCGGGCUCCGUCGUGUACCCUGCGGGUCUCCUGCCCGCUGAGCACCCGACGACGCCCCCCGCGGGCGAUUUCCCUUCCGCGCUCGCUCGCCUUUCGAUUCAAAAACGCAGAAAGCGGCUGAAGCAGCUGGACCGUCAGGUCGAGGCGCGCGUGAUUCAGCAAGGACUCGGCGCGCCGCGAAACAACAGCGAAAAACGCCGGCAGAUUCUUCACGGCGACAAGAGCUUGAGCGCGCGCUGCCCGGUCUUCCUCGGUCAGCUGAAGCCGCGGCUUGAAAAAUGGCGGGCCGCCCUGCGAGAAGAAGAGCUUCCGCCGCCUAUUCUGCCGGAGGUGGCCUUCGCGGGUAGAUCCAACGUGGGGAAAAGCAGCUUGCUGAACGAACUCGCUGGGCGUCGACUGACGUCUCUGGUGACCAGCAGGCCGGGCACCACGCAGCAGCUUCACUUCUUCAAGGCAGGGUCGCCCCCGGUCCUCUGCCUCGUGGACUUGCCCGGCUACGGCUUCGCGAAGGCCGCGGCAGCCACGCGCCUGCAGUGGACGGAGUUCUCUCUCUACUACCUCAAAACGCGCAAAAAUCUACGGCGCGUGUUUGUUUUGAUUGACGCCCGCCAUGGUGUGAAAGAGAGCGACAAGGAGAUGCUUCACUUUCUUCACCGCUGGGGCAUCAGCUGGCAGAUUGUUUUGACGAAAGCGGACCUUGUGAAGCCGCUAGACCUCGUCAAGACGGUCAUGCUGGUAAAGGAGGACGCGAAGGCCUUCCGCCACCAGGCUGCUGAGCCCAUUGCGGUCAGCGCGCUGAGGCACCAGGGCCUCGACGUCUUGCGCAAGGAGAUAAACGAACUGAAGAUCGAUAAGGAGAUUGUGAAAAACAGCAUUCGCCUUCGCAUCCAUAGCAAGCUCGAAGAGCGUCGCCUGCGCCGGCAGAUGAAGGCCGCCGAGAAGCGGAAGCAGCGGAGAGACGAAGCGCGCGGGGAGGCACAAACGGGCAGUGGCCUGUCGCGAGCUGCUUCGGGCGCCUCGCACUGGGCGACGCUCGGCACUCAUCAGGGCGGCGGGCCUGCUCUGUCUCCUCCAGAAGCGCAGACAGCGCCAGCUGGAGGCGAGGGAGAUACGUGCCCCAUCGUGGAUCGCGCCAGAAGCCGGUGGGAUUUGAGUGAUGAAGAAGACCCGUUCGUCCGUGAGCCUGCAGGUGCAGAGGCGACGCACCUGAGAGGCGAGCCAGAGGAGACGGGACGACGCGGCGGCGAGGACACGCCGCAGAUCACCCUCGACACUUUCAUUGAGUGCACAGAGAUAGGCCAGGGCAGGUGGAGCCACCGCCACAGCUUGGAGGCGACGGAGGAGCUUCUCUCGGCGUCGGUGUCUGAACUCGCGGCGCACCAUGGGAGCGCGCAGGAGACGCACAGCCAGCCGGGGCCCGGUCAGGGGCGGAGGCGACGGAGAGCGGCGCAACAGAGGAGCCUGAGCGGCGCCUCAGCUGCCUCGGAGAAGGAGAUCGAUCAUGAAAUACAUUCACUUUCGGCCGCAACUUCCCCCUCUGCGCCCGCGCCGGCUUUCUUUGCAGCCGCGGACGCUGCCGCACAACGCGCUCUGGAGCUUGGCUCGAUGUCGGACGGUGAGCCGGCGGAGGCGCGUCAAAGGGAGCCGGGGGGAGACAGCAGAGGCGCCGAGCGAGCGUCGGGUGCUUCGCGGGGCGACAGUGAAGGCCCGCAGGACGAGGGAGAUGUGUAUCGUGAACGUCAGUCGUCCCCGGGGUUUUCCCUUUCUUCUUUGUCGUCUUCCCCGUCGCCUCGAGCUGCCUGUCUCGACGAGGACGCGCCGGGGUCCAUGAGCGGAGAGCAAGGCGGGGCUCGCGCCGCAGCCUUCGCCCGCCUGCUAGAUUUUGACUUAUCUCGUCGCCUCCCUUCACCUCCUUGCGACCAAUGGGAAGAGGGGCAUCAGGAGCGCGCAGAGGUGGGAGGUGGGAGCCCGUGGCGGCAAGGCCGUGGGACUGAGGAGAGCCGAGACUCCUCCGUUUCAGGUCCGGUCUCUCUCUCAGAGAAGGGCGGCGCCGGUGUUUCGCCGUGUGACAGGAGUCCGCAGGCGAGGACGGAGGGCGACCGGAGUCUUCACGACGAGGCAGCAGCUUUCCAGGGCCCGCCGGAGCAAGUUGCAGCCUCGCUCAAGUGCUCUGCGGUGUUCCCUCCGCCCUCCUCGUCGCCUCCGCCAUCCUCGUCGCCUCCGCCCUCUUCGUCGCCUCCGCCCUCUUCGUCGCCUCCGCCCUCCUCGUCGCCUCCGCCAUCCCCGUCGCCUCCGCCAUCCCCGUCGCCUCCGCCAUCCUCGUCGCCUCCGCCGUCCUCGUCGCCUCCGCCUUUGUUUGGUGCGGGCGAAGAGGACGACGACAAUGAAGAUCCGUCACUGCUGCUCCAGCGGUCGCUGUGUGCGUCGGCUUCAUCACUGGCCUCCUCCGCCGCUGCAUCGCCCUCAAACGGCGCCCUCUCGCGCGCCGCGUCGCGCCGGCUGAAGCGGGCAGUGGACGAAGCGAAGGAGAUCUGCGGCGGAGACCGGCGAGCGGAGCGCAUGGGGCGAGCAGGGGUAGCGUUUGAGCUGGCGGCGGAGUCUUCGGGGGAGGAGGAAGAGGACUACGAGGACGCCAGCGACGACAGCGACGGCGCCUCGCCGUUUCCCUCGCUAUCCGCCGCUCAACAAGCCGCGCGCGAGCGAAGAAGUCCACUUCGAGCCUCCGCCGCGCCUCGACUCUCCGGGCACCCCCUGGGGCAGAGAGGAGACGUUUUGCUCCUUGAGGACGCCGGUCAGUACACAGGCGGGGGCGCCGCCGCCGGCCGCAGAAGGCGAGGCCCGAGGCAGCCGUUCGAUCCGACGGGCGCAGACGUUGGCGACGCUGACCCGCUUGCUCGAGCUCCCGAGCCAGGGACGUACUCAGGCGACUACGAACGCGACAUGCGCCAGUCGUGGGAGAGGCGAAAGAGAAUGGAGCUCGAAGACCUCGGACACGCGCCGUCGCGUCCUCUCACUCUCCCGGGUCGCCCCGCCGACGCCGCUCAGGCCGACACAGAGCGUCCAGCGCCUUUCUGGCGCCGCCGAAAAGAGGCGGACGCGCUUGCACUCUCUGCACAAGCAGGCUUUAUUGGCCUCGAUCCGAAGGCUCUCCAGAGGCCCGUACGCGGCCUGGAGAAGCGGCGGCUACUCAGACGCCUCACUCGCAUGCGCCUGAAGCAAAUGCACUUGGAGCCUGAAAGUGUCUCCAAGAGACUUGUCGCCACGGUCGGAAAAGAAGCAAAGGGCUUUGGCGCCUCGGGCCUUCUCGUUGAAGCGGAGGAGAAGAAGGGCAGAAAGAACUACACAUGGAAGGAGGCGAUGCAGAAGUGGAAGACGUGGGCGCGGAAACACAAAGCCGACGCAGCGGUCUACGGGCGACCGAACAAACGACAGCUGCUUGAAGAGCAAAUGCAAAAAGUGGAGAGGAAGCUAUUCAGGCAGAGAGUCGGACUUAAGAAGAAAGAAGAGAAUGAGGCACCGGGAGCGGAGCUGGUUCGUCAAUUCAAACAACGGAAAAGGCAAGCUCGUGAACUGGCGCGAGGUCUUCAGGGCGGUGCAGGCUCUGGGGCGAAGAGGACGCCGAAGCCAAGCCCUAGGGUACCGUAUUCCGAGUCAGCUCGCAUCCGGAGAGUGAAGAACUAG
Molecule: messenger RNA, 4416 nt
Organism: Besnoitia besnoiti
Lineage: Eukaryota; Apicomplexa; Conoidasida; Eucoccidiorida; Sarcocystidae
Product: ribosome biogenesis GTP-binding protein YsxC protein
Exons: 12
Coding region: 1-4416 (1471 amino acids)
Molecular function (GO): GTP binding
Source: RefSeq, a predicted model, not a curated record